Schistosoma turkestanicum is the source of this 1014-nucleotide messenger RNA. NCBI's taxonomy places the organism in Eukaryota, Metazoa, Platyhelminthes, Trematoda, Strigeidida, Schistosomatidae. The record is from the annotation of a GenBank genome assembly.
AUGAACUUCGCUCUAGCUCUACGCAACAGCAAAGUCUGUGAUUGCCGAUGGCAGACGAAGUUUGUAAUGUGUAUACAAUGUAUAUGCUAUUCUUUAUCAUACAUCCCUAACAUGAACUCGUACUUCUGCAUUGUCGGGGGUUAUCUUCUACCACCUUAUUUUCGGUUCUGGACACUUUUCACUUUUUCUUUUUACAACUUUUCUUUCAUACUUCUUUCUUUGGAUCUUCUGACUGUGUUUCUUAUGGACAAGUUACUAUCCGGUUCUUAUAAAUGGCUUGAACUACUUCGGUUUGGUGUACUAGUAAACUUUUCUUCGUCUUUAUCUGUUACUUUAGUUCUUUUCCUAAUUUCUCUCAUCAUGUUUGACAGGAGUGUCCUCUAUUUGUAUCCUGUUUGCGGUCUUGUCGCACUUUUAGGUGGAGUCACCGUACUAAGCCGUCAGAUGAUGCCAGACAAGCUAUUGGUCGAUUUCCCAUUAGGAAAAAUUCGCUAUAAACACAUACCAUUCAUAUCUGCAUUGUUUUUUGGCCUUUUGUUUAGCGUCGGGUUUUGUACCGGCAUAUCCUUUUCGCUAUUUGUGUCUGGGAUAUUUAUUGCGUGGACGUACUUGCGUUUCUUCCAACGACACAGUAAUGGAUUACUUGGAGAUGUCGGUGAUAACUUCACGUUUGCUGGCUUCUUCCCAAACCAUUUAGGCCCACCUGUCUCUGUAAUAUCUAGUGCGGUUUACAACGUCUUGGUUCGACUAAAUAUUUGUAAGCCACCACCUAUAAGGCAUGCAUCAGCUCCUCCUUCAGUGGUUUCAUUUACGGUAGAUAUACUGGACAAUACAUCUCAAUCGGCCAACAGGUACAUCCCAGCUCCGAACUGCGUGAACACUACAAGUAGUCAUUCUACAGCAAAAUAUAUUCCAUCCACCUAUACAGUUCCAAAUUUCUCAGCUGAACAAAUCCGUCUCACACAAACUAAUGGUACGCCACUGCCACCCAUUCCACCUCCCAUUUCCGUUUGA